Messenger RNA from Diprion similis, 1293 nucleotides. RefSeq names its product trans-1,2-dihydrobenzene-1,2-diol dehydrogenase-like. The transcript is spliced from 4 exons. The coding region runs from base 12 to 1010 and encodes 332 amino acids. Gene Ontology annotation, molecular function: nucleotide binding. NCBI's taxonomy places the organism in Eukaryota, Metazoa, Arthropoda, Insecta, Hymenoptera, Diprionidae. The record is from RefSeq and is a predicted model, not a curated record.
AGGUUUCUGAAAUGGCAGUGCGUUGGGGUAUAGCAGGUGCAGGAAAGAUAUCUCAUGACUUUGUAACAGCCUUGGCUAGCUUACCUGCAGAAGAGCAUACUGUUGUCGGAAUAGCAGCACGUGAUCUCUCACGGGCUCAAACUUUUGCAAACAUUCACAAAAUUGAAAAUGCUUACGGAAAUUAUAAAGAUCUUGCCAAUGAUCCCAACGUCGAAAUUGUAUAUAUUGGGGUAUUAAAUCCACAACAUCUUGAGGUUGCCACGCUGAUGUUGAACAAUGGCAAGCACGUGCUGUGCGAGAAGCCUUUGACGUUGAACUUGAAACAAACCACAGAACUUAUUAAUCUGGCAAAGGCGAAGGGUUUAUUUUUGAUGGAAGCUGUCUGGAGUCGCUGUUUUCCAACGUACGAAUGGAUCAAAAAGGAAAUUGAUUCUGGAAAUUUGGGAGAAGUUAAACAAGUUAUCGUUUCUUUUGGAAUAUCAGCGCCAAGCAUUGACAGAUUAAUCAAAAACGAUCUCGGAGGAGGUGGUAUAUUAGAUUUGGGAGUUUACGUAUUACAAUUGACGUCGUUUGUGUACAAUGGCGAGAAACCAAUUUUAAUAAAAGCUGGUGGUCAUCUGAAUGAGGAUGGCAUUGAUAUUUCCAUGUCUGCGACACUUUUAUACAAAGAAGGUCGUACCGCAACGGUCAUGACACACUGCCACGUGGAGCUACCCAACGAAGCUGUUAUAAUAGGCACAAAGGGUACCUUGCGGGUACCUUUGUUCUGGUGCCCAACUGAAAUUGUGCUGCCAUCGGGUGAGACGAAGUCUAUCACCUUACCUGAGCCGAAACAUCCACUCUAUUUCACUAAUUCUGUUGGCCUCAGAUACGAAGCAAUGGAAGUCCGGCGAUGUCUUCGUGCUGGAUUAAAGGAGAGUCCCCUGGUUUCUCAUGAAGUGUCAUUGCUUCUCGCAGAACUAGAGGAUGAAAUACGUAGACAAAUAGGCGUAGUUUAUGCAGAGGAUUAACGAGUCAUCGAACUCAACAGACUACUGAUGUACAGCAGAUGGUAUUGCGUGCUUUCAAUUUUUUAUCAAACCACAUUGAAGAGUUAUAUUCACAUUUGUAUAUUAUGUAAUAAACAUAUACUUUUUAAACAGCAUAAACAAAUUUGUUUCAAAUCUAUUUACAGUGUAUGAUUAGAAAUGCAAUAUUACUCAAGGUAAAAUAAGAUAUUAUCCUUGUUUGCCAUGUUCAUUUUAUUUAUGUUACACUAAUAGUCUUAUUUGACUCAUCUUUAACGACAGCUUU